GGAAUCUAUUCUAUAUAUUGUGACGUGUCAGGAUUACUCGAAUGGUGUUGUUCUAUUUUGCCUAAUUCCGUCGUGCCACAGUUCCAGUGGAUGGACAGAACAAAAGACUAAACAGGGGAUUAGUCGAGACUUUGUUGUGGAUUCCACGCGCCAUUAAAGUUGUGUUUGCUGUUUCAGAGGAACAGAAAAUGAACACAAUAACUCAAAGCUGUGUUCUAUUAUUAUGGAUGCAUACGCUGAGCUUCAUUACAUGUCAAGAAUGUACUCUUGAAGAUUUUAUCAAAGGUCCCAUGUAUGACUCUAAUUUCGAUACAACAAGUCUGGAAGCCACUUACCAAAGUAAGGAUCAGGUGAGAGUCGCCUGUGCUGUUGGCUACAGUGGAUUCUUCAAACUCAUCUGCAAUAACGGACAAUGGCAGUCUCGUGGUACUAAUUGCGAGCCACGGCCAUGCGGUCACCCCGGUGAGGCCCAGUUUGCGGAUUUUCAUCUGGAGCUAGGCAAUGAUUUCGUCUUUGGCUCACAAGUCAAGUACACCUGCCACAAAGGUUACCAAAUGGUCAGCCGCACCAACUACCGACGUUGCAUGUUGGAAGGAUGGAGUGGUACAAUUCCAGUCUGUGAAGUGAUCCACUGCCCACCGAUCAAUGUGGAAGACAGCGUUGAGGUGAUUGGGGACGCGGAAGAAGCCAACUUUGGCAAUGUGCUUCAAUUUAGCUGCAAGAAAAGCAAUGAAAUCUUGAUCGGGUCUUCAGAGAUGUCCUGCGAUGAGAAUGGCGAAUGGAGCAGCACUCCUCCAAAAUGUGAAGAGAUCAAAUGCCCAGUACCGGUGAUUGAAAAUGGCUUUGUGCCUGGAAAUACCAACGAGUACAAAGAGCACGAUGUACUGUUUUAUCAGUGUAAUCCAAAACAUAAACAGGCUGAAGGGAGACCUUCAAAAUGCAUAAAGGUCGGGUUGAGAGCCGAGUGGAGUCCCGCACCCUCAUGUGAAGUUGUAAAAUGCAAAGUGACACUGCCAAGCAUUGAAGGAACCAGCUAUGAAUCUGAUUCCAAAAAUGUAUUUAUACCCGGCGACAAAAUAAAAGUCACAUGCGGACAAAACUACUGGAUUUUGAACUCUCAGCAGACCUCAGCAGUAUCGACCUGCCAAGAAAACGGAAAAUGGACCAUCAGACCUGUAUGCCAGGAAGUUACGUGCGGAAACCGUCGAGACCCAACUGUAUGGUACUGGAACGUAUACUGGGGACAGAUAUUAAAGUUGAACACUUUGGUUGAAUAUCAAUGUAGGUCAGGAUACAAACACACAGCUGGCGCCACGAGACUAACGUGCACCAGAGAUGGAUGGACCCCAAAUCCACCCUGUCAAGAAAUAUUAUGUGACAGUAAGAAAAUCCAGAAUGCAAACAAUUUGGAUCGCGGCCAGCAUAUAUACAGAGACAAUGAUCGAGCCGAUUUUGUCUGCAAGAGUUCUCAAGAAAGGUUUAGUCUCUUUUGUGAAGCACGUGGUUGGAGGGGUCUAAUUCCUUGUGAAGAACAACAAUGCCAACCACCCAACCUCAGCAGUGCAGAUAUCGUGCACAAUGAGAAGCCCUAUUAUGACCAGGGUGAACUAGUCCAAUAUGCAUGUAAGAACGACGUUGACCGCCAGUUCACGGUUACCUGUGAACUAGGUGCGUGGACUGGGAUUCAGAACUGUUCAGCUUGCCUGGAACAGGAUGUGAUGCACGGCUUUGCUGUUGGCCGCCCAUCAAAAGAAAAACUCUACUAUACGUGCAAUGAAGGUUACAAACUUCCCACUAAAGGAUGGUGGGGUGAGGCAACUUGCAUUGAUGGACUGUGGUUUGGACUGGAGCAAUGUGUGGACAACAAUAAAUGUGCAGAAACACUGAUGAUUGCCAAUGCAAAAGUCCAGCCAAAUAAUGGAAAUGGCCAAGAUCAGAGGCUCCUGAUUAUUUGCAAGAGUGGAUACCAAACUCAGCAAGACCACCUUUUGUGCGUCAAAGGCAAAUGGGAUUUGAAAGGAAAAGCUCUUGACGAACUCUGCUCUCCUGUUGGUGUGACCUGCAGUCCACCAACUAUAGUGAAAAAUGCUGUUAUUUUGACAUCCUAUCGGAGGGAAUUCUUGUCGGGCUCUAAAGUAACGUUCAAGUGCCGCGAGAACUUCAUGAUAGAAGGAGAAGACACCAUCACGUGCAAAAAUGGCGAAUGGCACCCAACAACGGACAUAAAGUGUACACCGUACUGCUCCAAGCCCAAAUAUGCUGACCAGACGAUGACCUUAGAUGUGGAUAAAGAAAAAUACAUGAACGGUGAUAUAUUACAAUAUCGCUGUAUCAGCGGUGAAAAAACCGAGGGGGUUGCAACCUGUCUGAAUGGCAAAUGGAGUGAACCAGUUCAAUGUGAAGUAAAGCCGUGUCCACUUCCCGAAAACAUUCCAAAUGGCCGUUAUCAACUGAUCCACGGUGAAGACUUUGUUUUUGGGGCGACGAUCCAAUACUUUUGUAAUGAGGGCUAUCAAAUGGUGAGUAAGGCAGACACCAGGAUUUGCAUGCUGGACAAAUGGACCAACCAUGUGCCAAUAUGCGAACCUGUGCACUGUGUGGCCCCACCUAAACAUGAAGGGAUCGUGGUCAAAGGUUUAUCGGACAAUGACGAGGGAAUCCUUCCGAACCACUACCUCACAUUCAGCUGUGACAAUCCUGAAAAGCAACUGAAUGGCAGUUCAUUGUUAAUAUGUGGUAAAGAUGGACUUUGGGAUAAGCCCUUCCCCACUUGUGAAGAUAUUGCGUGUAAAGUUGGAGCGAUCCACCCUCAUCUCAGCGUAGACCAGCUGCCACCAGGGAGUCAGACAAUACGAAUCGGACAAAAAUUAAGGUUCCAAUGCAGCGAUGACUAUGCUCUGGAUGGAUCCGAAGAAACCGAAUGCCUACCAACUGGGGAAUGGAACGUUCCUUUCCCAAAAUGCUCUGAGCCUUGCCAGAUCACAGGUGUACCAAAUAACGUGCGGUUGAGCACCCAGCUACGUGGCAGACAAGCAAGAAAGGGGCAGAAGUUGACGUUUAGUUGCCUCCGAAAUGCAGACACACUUUUGGGGAAGAAGGUAGUUGAAUGCUUAUCAAACGGCCUAUGGAGCGACCCCUUUCCAACAUGCGGAGCUCCUUCGGGAUGUCAGCGUCCACCUCACCUUUCGGGCGGAGACACCAAGUUUUCCACUAAACACACGUACGAACACAAUGACAGGGUUGAAUACAUUUGCCAGAAUUUUUACAAAAUGGAGGGUGAACCUUAUAAAACCUGCAAAAAUGGCCAAUGGACUGGAGACAUGAAAUGCCUCAAGCCCUGCACUGUGGAUAGAGAACUCAUGAACAAGCACAACGUGAAGUUCCGAUACAAGCGGGACAAUAAACUGUACUCGGCCCAUGACGAUACCAUCGAGUUCUGGUGUGUACGAGGAACAACACACGAUGGAGUAUUGGAUAUGCGGCAGAAGUGUCUCGACGGAACGAUUGACCUGCCCACUUGCCACUAGCGUGUUUUGAAACAAUCAUUUAAAAAAAAAAAAAGUAACUAACCUUACAAAUAAGUGACCUUGUGUCACUUUUUUGUGAGCUCAUUUCGCAACUUCCACCAUUUGAGAUGAUUUUUGACCCUGAAAGAGAAGCCGUUACACUUCAAGGUCAACAUAUUAACCUGUUGAUUUAAUAAAACUACAUUAGUGGGAGCUUUUUAUGAUUAUUAGUCAACAUUAGUCGGACUGACAGACGAGGAACACAGGAUGUUUGUGUGUCAACACAUUUGUCAAAAAUAAAAAAAUAUAUUAAGACGUC
Messenger RNA from Entelurus aequoreus (snake pipefish), 3825 nucleotides. RefSeq names its product complement factor H (gene cfh). The record is from RefSeq and is a predicted model, not a curated record. The coding region runs from base 189 to 3527 and encodes 1112 amino acids. The transcript is spliced from 22 exons. NCBI's taxonomy places the organism in Eukaryota, Metazoa, Chordata, Actinopteri, Syngnathiformes, Syngnathidae.